Nilaparvata lugens (brown planthopper) is the source of this 1556-nucleotide messenger RNA. RefSeq names its product DNA topoisomerase 2-like. Gene Ontology annotation, biological process: resolution of meiotic recombination intermediates; sister chromatid segregation; DNA topological change. The record is from RefSeq and is a predicted model, not a curated record. Gene Ontology annotation, cellular component: nucleus. The transcript has 7 exons. The coding region runs from base 18 to 1541 and encodes 507 amino acids. NCBI's taxonomy places the organism in Eukaryota, Metazoa, Arthropoda, Insecta, Hemiptera, Delphacidae. Gene Ontology annotation, molecular function: DNA binding; DNA topoisomerase type II (double strand cut, ATP-hydrolyzing) activity; ATP binding.
UUUUGAAUUGCAGGUAUAUGCCGGUGAUACCGAUGCUGCUAGUGAACGGCGCCGAAGGCAUAGGUACUGGCUGGAUGACGAAGAUCCCGAACCACAAUCCGCGCGAAAUCGUUGCCAACAUCAAGCGCAUGAUGCAGGGCGAGGAGCCGCUGCCGAUGAAGCCGUGGUACAAGAACUUUCUGGGCGAAAUCGAUCCGCUCGGCUUGGAGAAGUUUGUGGUGAACGGCGAGGUGGGCAUCAUCAGCGACACUCGGCUUGAGAUCACAGAGCUGCCGGUCGGCACCUGGACGCAGAACUACAAGGAGUCGGUGCUCGAGCCGAUGCUGCAUGGUGCCGACAAGACGCCAGCUUGUAUCACUGAAUACAAGGAGUACAACACAGACGCCACAGUAAAGUUUGUCAUCACAAUGUCAGCUGAUAAGCUCGCGCAAGCUGAAAAUGAAGGCCUGCACAAGUUUUUCAAGCUGCAAACACUCAUCAACAGUUCUAUUAUUCAACAGGCUUUUGUUCAACCGCGCCAUACUCUUCUAAAGACUAGUGAACUUUGUGCGUUUGACAAAGACAACUGUUUGAAGAGAUACACCUCGGCGAUUGAAGUGCUGAAGGAAUUUUUCCCCGCAAGGAUGUUGUACUACGAGAAGAGGAAAGACAAUAUGGCCGGCACUCUCGAAGCCGAAACUAGAAAAUUGUCCAACCAGGCAAGGUUCAUCUGUGAGAAGUGCGAUGGCACACUGGUCAUUGAGAACAAGAAGAAGAAGGAUAUGGUGGCCGAAUUGAUUCGCAGGAAACUCGACCCGGAUCCAGUCAAAGAAUGGAAGAUGAAGAAAGACAGAGAAGCUGCUCUGGAGGAGGCAGCUGCGGCUCCCGGCUUGUCGCAGACUGAUGAUGAUGGUGGUGAAGGGGAUGAAGAAGGGGAGGAGCGACAGAACACCCUGGACAGUAACUUCGACUACCUGCUCGGCAUGGCAAUGUGGAACCUCACCAAGGAGAAGAAGGAUGCGCUCAUUCAGAAGAAGGACGAGAAGCAGCAGGAGUACAGUAUUCUGCUGGGAAAGACCCCGCAGGACCUGUGGGUGGCCGAUCUCGAUACGCUCAUCGAAAAGCUGGACGAAUACGAGGCAAAGGAGCGUGCCGAAAUGCUGGACAUCAAGGUGGAGGGCGGAAAGGGUGCAAAGGGUGGGGCCAAGAAGGGCGGGGCCAGGAACAAGAACAAGGUGUUGGUCACUGACUACCUGCCGUCGCCGAUCGCCCGCCGUGUCGCGCCAGUCAUCUCCGACGAGUUCAAGAAGAAGGUGGAGAAAGCAGCUGCUGCUAAAGAGAACAAGGGCAAAUCCAAAGCGGUCAGUUUAUUUAUCAUCUAUCUAUAUCCUAUUAUAACGUGCUAUAAAUUUUCGGCUCUAAAUUUAAUUUUUUCCAAAUAUGGCUUAGUGUUUUUAUGUUUUGUUUUGGUUUUGUAUAUGUUUGGACUUUUUAACAUAUCGGCUACUAGUGAGAGCGAAAUGGCAUCACUCGUGAUGACGUCACGGACGUUCACUUUGUGAAUCUGUGAGUGCCCA